Brachypodium distachyon (stiff brome) is the source of this 1731-nucleotide messenger RNA. RefSeq lists its product as uncharacterized. The transcript has 11 exons. Lineage: Eukaryota; Viridiplantae; Streptophyta; Magnoliopsida; Poales; Poaceae. The record is from RefSeq and is a predicted model, not a curated record. The coding region runs from base 112 to 1242 and encodes 376 amino acids.
UACGGUCCGUGUCUGAUACCCGUGUGGCCGCGCGCUCCACAAAACCUCGUCGCGGUUCUGGAGUCUGGACCAUUCCACCGCGCCGUCCGCCGGCGAUAGCAGCCACCGCCAAUGGCGGCCGCCGUCACGCCCAAAACACUUGAAGUCUUUACCGCCUACACUUUACAGUCCUCGCGCGGCUGCCUAUCCACAGCCCGGCGGCCCCUAACCUCGCCGCCCUAUGCCGACCUCCGCGCUCCUGCGGUCGCAUCCUCUCCUCGCCCCGGCGGUACCCGCAGCUGGACUCAGGCCACCAAGCCGGUUCUCCGUCCCCGGGCGGCUGCUGCGUCCUCCGCGGCGACCGCGGCAGAAGGCAUGUCUGACCCGGAGCUGAGGCUGGUGCUCGAGCUCGCCACCAACGAGGAGCUGCUGGAAUUCGAGGAGAUCCUCUAUGGUACCAGCUAUUUCAGUCCAUUAAUAAAAUCAAUUGCAAAAAGACCGAAUUCAGAUUCUGUUGUUGCUUUGGAUGAUAUCGAGGAGAGAGAUAUUUUCAUCUCAAAAUUAGAGUCGAGGUUCCUCUAUCUUGCUGCAGAUGCCCGCUCAAUUAUAAGGGGCUGGAGGCCAUCAUACAGGCAUGUCUUACUUCAAGUAAGGAGAAAACUCAGUGUUCGAUGCUCUAGUAAACUUUGUACUGCAGACCUUGAGGCAGAAAUAUUUCUUCACCUCCUGGAUGAAUAUUUGAGCCAUCAGAAAGGAUCACUCUCAUUUCCAUGGGAUAAACAGAAAUCUGCAAAAGAAAACUCCAGCCUAGGGUUAAAUAACUGGAAGGUUCUUACAGAUGCUGCUUGGAGAAUUGGAGCGAAGGGCCUGGAAAGUACCUUCUUAAAGGGUGGCAGUGCAUUGACUCUGAAAACAAUCUAUGAAUCGUUAGCCAAGAGAUUAUCUGGAAAACUGCUGAUGGAGAAAGCUAAUUAUGAGAUAAAGAAAGAACUUGUUAAGCAGGGUGGACGAUUAGCUGCUGUUAACCUAGAGUCUAGAGUUGGCUUGCUUGCAGCUAAGCAGGGUUUGGCUCGUGCAGCGUCCAGAUAUGUUGGUCUUAGGAGUGUGAUGACUCUACUUGGACCAAUAAUGUGGGGUACACUCUUGGCUGAUAUUGUGGUUCAGAUGCUUGGGACGGAUUAUGUUAGGAUCGUGCAGGCAAUCUAUGCUUUUGCUCAGAUUCGGCUCACUCGGUCAUGUUACACAGAAUCUCAUGAAGAAUGACCAAAACACGAGCAUCGCUGCACAAAACCUAACUGGACUUUCUGCUCUCGUGCGAUCGUGCUCUGGUGCGUACGGCUCCAUAGUGUAUAUUCUGACCAGACAGAUCAUUAACCUGCAAAUUCUGCAGCAGUACCCCUCGAUAAGCUCUGCUGCUCUUGGUAGUGCAUAGAGAAUAGAGCAGUUGGCAGAUGCCAGGUUACGAGUACAUCAGUAGUUCGUCAUAGCUGUGAGAUUACGGUGUAGAUCUUAGGAAAAAAUAACGAUGUUAGGAUUAAACUGGUGUAGUACUUAACAAAGAGAUCACGAUGGCCAUUUGGACCACCUACUCUCCGAAGGCGGUAGUUGUGGAUGAAUAUACAUCCACUUCACACUUCCACGGGGGCCGAAGUUGUAGACCAUGCAUUCCAUUCUGUCCCGGUUAAACAAUGUAAAAAAAGGGUUCCCUUGACAUUAAACAACGGCACCCCUACCAUUCAGUUAGGCAAGGCA